Parascedosporium putredinis is the source of this 843-nucleotide messenger RNA. NCBI's taxonomy places the organism in Eukaryota, Fungi, Ascomycota, Sordariomycetes, Microascales, Microascaceae. The record is from the annotation of a GenBank genome assembly.
AUGACGGAACACCUCAAAGACAAGGGCUCAAAAUUGCAAACGAUUAUAGCUGGGUCGACAGCAGGUUUGGUGUCCAGAUUCGUUGUCGCCCCGCUCGAUGUUAUCAAGAUCCGGCUCCAACUUCAAUCCCAUUCCCUGGACAUUGUUCGCGAUGAGGGCUUCACGGCACUCUGGAAAGGCAAUGUCCCUGCCGAGAUCAUGUACAUGGUUUAUUCGGCCGCGCAGUUCACGGCAUACCGGGCCACCGCCGAGGCCAUCCGUCCGUACCUUGGCGACAAUAGGACGAACCCCCGCAUCGAGGCCCAGAUCGCGUGGAUCGCCGGUACGGUGGCUGGGUUAGCUGGCACCACGAUGUCUUACCCCCUCGACCUGCUCCGAACACGAUUCGCCGCCCAAGGCAACGAUCGCGUAUACAAGUCCUUCUUCCGAGCCUUUGGGGAAAUAUACCGAGACGAAGGGCUCCAGGGCUUCUUCCGCGGCAUCGUGCCGACCCUGCUCAACGCAGGCCCGGGCAUGGGCAUCUACUUCCUUACCUAUGAGGCGCUCCGUCCCCUGACCUUCAUCGCAAAGACUACCGUCUUUCCCCUGGACAUUGUGAGGAAGCGGAUGCAAGUCCAGGGCCCGACCCGUGGCAAGUACAUCCACAAGAAUAUCCCCGAAUACACGAGUACUAUGGGCGCGAUCCGCACCAUUCUAGCUACCGAGGGCAUCAGGGGGCUCUACCGGGGUCUCUUCGUCACGCUGCUCAAGCACGCCCCUAGCAGCGGCGUAACAUUGUGGGUAUACGAGAGCACCUUGCGAAACCUUAUUAAACUAGAUAAUGCUGCUGAGCGUAAUAUUUGA